AUGGGAUUUACCAAGGUUUUGAUCGCAGGCUCGGCCCUUUUUGCUGCGGCUCUGGCACAAGGCGUGUCUUUCACAGAAUGGCCUACAAGUGUUACGGCAGGGCAGCCAACCACUCUCAAAUGGACUGGUGAUGGAGGUGCUCCUGUCACUUUAACCCUGCGAAAGGGGUCCUCAACGGACCUCGGCGACGUGGAGGUAAUAUCUCCUGACGCCACGAAUGGCGAAUACACCUGGAUACCCAGCACAGACCUUGAAAAUGCAAGCGACUACGCUUUCCAGAUCAGCCAGGGCGACCAGAUCAACUACUCUGGACUGGUCUCACUGGGAGGAGGCAGCGACGCGCCGCCGCCUGUAUCUGCGUCCGCGCCUAGCCCACAGAGUGAUACUGCAGCUGCUACAGCCAGUGGCACCACCGUGGUAUCUGCUGCUGAUAUUACGGCUAAUCAAGUCGACCGGCAAAUGACUACCUCUGCUCCUUCGACUGAUUCUAUACCUGCUUCUGUUUCUGCCUCCACGUCUGAUGCCGCUGCGGCUACUACGGCCACUUCCGGCCCAUCCGCGACGUCUGUGGGAUCCGAGUCGAGCGCGCAAGCGAGCGAGACACUGACGCCGUCUGUUGUUGCCCGACCCUCUCUUAUGAAUACACCGUUUAAUAAUGCCGCAAAUGAGGACUCCUCGGAGACUGCGUCUGCCUCGUCGAGCAUCCAGACUGGCGCUGCUGGUCGGGUCACGGUGCCUGUGGCUGUGGGCUUUGUGUCGGCCGCUCUGAUGUGGUGCUUCCACUAG
Molecule: messenger RNA, 786 nt
Organism: Talaromyces rugulosus
Lineage: Eukaryota; Fungi; Ascomycota; Eurotiomycetes; Eurotiales; Trichocomaceae
Exons: 2
Coding region: 1-786 (261 amino acids)
Source: RefSeq, a predicted model, not a curated record